Messenger RNA from Sinocyclocheilus anshuiensis, 1909 nucleotides. RefSeq names its product gastrula zinc finger protein XlCGF57.1-like. The record is from RefSeq and is a predicted model, not a curated record. The transcript has 2 exons. Gene Ontology annotation, biological process: regulation of gene expression. NCBI's taxonomy places the organism in Eukaryota, Metazoa, Chordata, Actinopteri, Cypriniformes, Cyprinidae. The coding region runs from base 41 to 1909 and encodes 622 amino acids. Gene Ontology annotation, cellular component: nucleus.
UGGAAUAUUCCCAUCAGUUUACAAGUGCAGACGAGCAUCAAUGCAUCAGGAAGAGCUGAAAUCUGCAAAGACUGAGUUUAUUAAAGAGGACAGAGAGAAGAUGAGAGAUCCAGAACCCUGCAGAAUCAAACACACUGAAGAACUAACAGAGCUGAUGGAAGAGAGCGAGGAGAGUGAAGAACUGAGUGAAGUGGAGGAGAAACAUCAUGACAAACCUGGAGAAAAACCCUUGAGUGGCUCAAAGACUAAAAAUACAUUUUUAAAGAAAAGAAGAGCCAAGAAAUCAUUCACCUGCACUCAGUGUGGAAAGAGUUUCACAUACAAAAAUAAUCUUGAAGUUCACAUGAGAGUUCACACUGGAGAGAAGCCGUUCACAUGCGAUCAGUGCGAGAAGAGUUUCACACAGAAACCACAUCUUACGGGGCACAUGAGGAUCCACACGGGAGAGAAGCCGCACGUAUGUGAUCAGUGCGGGAAGAGUUUCACAUACAAAAAUAAUCUUGAAGUUCACAUGAGAGUUCACACUGGAGAGAAACCGUUCACAUGCGAUCAGUGCGGAAAGAGUUUCUCGCAAUCAGCAAGCCUUAAAGAACACAUGAAAAUCCACACCGGAGAGAAGCAAUUCAUGUGUGAUCAGUGUGAAAAGAGAUUCUCAAACAAGAGAUGUCUUGAGCUUCACGUGAGAGUUCAUGCUGGCCAGAAACCGUUCACAUGUGAUGAGUGUGGAAAGAGAUUCAAGUGCCAAAAUAAUCUUGAGGUUCACAUGAGAAUCCACGCUGGAGAGAAGCCAUUCACCUGCUCUCAGUGUGGAAAGAGUUUCACAUACAAACAACAUCUUGAUGCUCACAUGAGAGUUCACACUGGAGAGAAACCGUUCACAUGUGAUCAGUGCGGGAAGAGCUUCACACAGAAAAUACACCUUAAGAGCCACAUGAAGAUCCACACUGGAGAGAAGCCUCACGCAUGCGAUCAAUGUGGGAAGAGCUUCACACAAUCAGCACAACUCAAGAGACACAUGAGGGUCCACACCGGAGAGAAGCCGUUCACAUGUGAUCAAUGCGGGAAGAGUUUCCCAUAUAAACAAUGUCUUGAUGUUCACAUGAGGAUCCACACCGGAGAGAAACCAUUCAUGUGUGAUCAGUGUGAAAAGAGCUUCUCAAGCAAACAACAUCUUGAUCUUCACAUGAGAGUUCACACUGGAGAGAAGCCGUUCACAUGUGAUCAGUGCGGGAAGAGCUUCACACAGAAACCACAUCUUACGGGGCACAUGAGGAUCCACACGGGAGAGAAGCCGCACGUAUGUGAUCAGUGCGGGAAGAGUUUCACACAAUCAACACACCUUAAAGAACACAUGAAAAUCCACACCGGAGAGAAAUCAUUCAUGUGUGAUCAGUGUGAAAAGAGAUUCCCACACAACUAUGAUCUUACUGUUCACAUGAGGAUCCACAUCGGAGAGAAGCCGUUCACAUGUGAUCAGUGCGGCAAAACAUUUCUUGUGGCAUCAGCCCUGAAGACACACCUGACAGUUCAUACGAAGGAGAAGCCGCAUUCAUGUUCUGUAUGUGGAAAGAGUUUUUCACUGCUGCAAAGUUUAAAAGGACAUCAGAAAAUACAUACUGGUGAAAAAUCUUAUAUGUGCUUUGAGUGCAAGAAGACUUUUACUUCAGCAAACUGUUUAAAAUUGCACCAGAGGAUUCACACUGGAGAGAAACCCUACAAGUGUUCACACUGUUGCAAGAGAUUCAAUCAGUCAGCAAAUCUGAGAACGCAUGAGAGGAUCCACAACAGAGAGAAGCUGCAGACGUGUGAUCAGUGCGGAAAGAGUUUUGCAUUUAAAAGUCACCUGAAGAUACACAUGAGGAUCCAUGCAGUGGAGAAACCAGAUCAGCGCAGUCUGAGAUCACGGUAA